Messenger RNA from Mercurialis annua (annual mercury), 1575 nucleotides. RefSeq names its product protein OVEREXPRESSOR OF CATIONIC PEROXIDASE 3. NCBI's taxonomy places the organism in Eukaryota, Viridiplantae, Streptophyta, Magnoliopsida, Malpighiales, Euphorbiaceae. Gene Ontology annotation, molecular function: DNA binding; DNA-binding transcription factor activity, RNA polymerase II-specific. The transcript is spliced from 5 exons. Gene Ontology annotation, biological process: regulation of transcription by RNA polymerase II. The coding region runs from base 1 to 1494 and encodes 497 amino acids. The record is from RefSeq and is a predicted model, not a curated record. Gene Ontology annotation, cellular component: nucleus.
AUGAAUGCUUGCUGCAACUUCUCCUCAUUAUUAUUAUUAUUGCCAAUUAUUAUAUUUUUGUUUAGAUCACCAAAACUAAAACGCUGCCGUUUUAGACGAGGCGAAGAUGUUUUUGUUUUUUCUUGCAUAAACCCUGUUCUCUGUAGAAUUAUCGGAGAAAAAAUGGCGUUGGCUUUAUCAUCGUCGCUGAAAGCUUUCGCCUCUCCACAGAGCUGGCCGUCUUUUCAAACUAAUCGAUUCGUCGCCGGAAACCUAAGGCCGUACAGUCUAUUGCUCCCACGUCACUCUCUUUCUACUUCUCUACUCGCUUUCUCUCGCCGGCGAAGUCGGAACUCUGACGUCUCUCCGUCUUCUGAUUCGAAGAAGAAAAAAAAGAAAAAUUCAAGUAAGGAGGAUGAAGAUGAGGAUGCAUUUGAGGCGCUCUUCAACAUGCUGGAAGAAGACCUAAAAAAUGAUAAAUCAUUCGGAAGUGAUGAAGAUGACGAAGACAUAAGUGAAGAGGAUUUCGAACAACUUCAACGCGAGUUAGAGGCUGUGCUAGGAAUUGGUGAGGAUGAUGACGAUGUCGUGGAUGUUGAAUUACAGAGCUCGGACGCAACUGAUACGAAACACGAUAACGAUGACGAUGACGUGGAUGAGGAGGAGGAGGAAGUACCAGUAAAGCUGAAGAACUGGCAAAUGCGAAGGUUAGCUCGUGUUUUAAAGAAUGGUCGCCGGAAAACUAGUAUUAAGAGUCUUGCUGCUGAGCUUUGUCUUGAUAGGGCUGUUGUUCUUGAGUUGCUUCGCGAUCCCCCUCCGAAUCUUGUUAUGUUGAGUGCUGGUUUGCGUGAUGAGCCAGAACCAGCGCCGCUAUUGCCGGAAGCUAAACCGAUUGAAAUUACUCCGGUGGAGAUAACGACAGUGGAGGAUGUGAAGUCUGAUGGUGACAAAAAAUUGCCAGUUCAUGUUAUGAGGGAGAGCUGGUCUGCUCAUAAAAGAAUUAAGAAAGUACAUCUUGAAACUCUUGAAAGAGUAUAUAGAAGAUCAAAGAGACCCACUAAUGCAAUGGUUAGCAGCAUUGUUCAAGUGACAAAUCUGCCUCGGAAAAAAGUGGUUAAAUGGUUCGAAGAUAAACGCAAUGAAGAUGAGGUUCCUGAAACACAUCUCCCAUAUCAAAGGCUCAAGAGCAUGGCAACUUUGCAAAGGUCGAGUAAGGUUUUCCGGAGGCAAGGUUCAUCGGGAGAAAUAUGGGACGGAAGUUUUUCGUUAGGAGAUGAUAAGACAGAUUACAAAGAGCUAAGACCAUGCCAAAGCGGUUCGAACAUUAGAAACAUGGAUUGUAGCAGCAGCUCCAUUGCUGCACCAAGUUCUUGUCCUCGCAGCUUGUCAACGCCGGCAAUGAAGCAAACUUCUUGUAAAGGCUCUGCCAUCGAAAACCAUUCGGGUUUACCCAUUCUGAAAUCCCGGUCGGGAAGUAGAAAUCUGCUUUUAGGGAUACUUUCCGGUCACAAGUAGUGAUUUUAUUCUGUAAUCAUAGGCAUGUUGUUGUUGUUGCUGCUGCUGCUUUCAUUUAUUUAUUUCAUACUUUUUUUAUUA